AUGAACGCGGAUACCAAAAAACUCAUAUCAAACCAGUAUGGUAGAGUGAAUGUACAACCCAUAGAAAGAUGUCGAGUGAACUUCUGCACAGAUAUGGAAAAAUCCGUCUUAAUGAGCAACUUUGAACGACGGGGCUGGAACCAAGUCGGACAAGACGAUGAGUGGAACUUCUACUGGGCGUCUACUCAGACCUGCCGAAACCUCUUCAGCGUCGAGAGCGGAUACCGAAUGAACGACAACCAAAUGAUUAACCACUUCCCCAACCACUACGAGCUAUCGCGGAAGGACUUGCUCGUAAAAAAUAUCAAAAGAUAUAGAAAAGAAUUAGAGAGGGAAUCGAGUCCGAUCGCCGAGAAGGCGGAAGUGGUACUCCCCGGUGGUCAAAUGGUCAAUAGAUACGUUCAUCUCGAUUUCAUCCCGGUUACUUUCGUUCUCCCAGCAGACUACAACAUGUUCGUCGAAGAAUAUCGAAAGUCGCCACAAAGUACGUGGAUUAUGAAGCCGUGUGGCAAAUCCCAGGGCACAGGAAUUUUCCUUAUAAACAAACUAUCGAAGUUAAAGAAAUGGUCUCGCGAGGCUAAGGCCCCAUUUCAUUCUCAACUGAGCAAGGAAAGCUACGUGAUAUCCCGUUACAUCGACAAUCCUUUACUUAUCGGCGGAAAAAAGUUCGAUCUUCGUUUAUAUGUAUUGGUAACAUCGUUUCGACCUUUGAAAGCCUAUUUAUUCCAAUUGGGGUUCUGUAGAUUCUGUACGGUCAAGUACGACACGAGUGUGACGGAACUGGAUAAUAUGUACGUACAUUUGACUAACGUUAGCGUGCAGAAACACGGCGGUGAUUACAACAAUAUACACGGUGGAAAAAUGAGUGUUGAAUAUUUGCGUUUAUUCUUGGAAGGUACGAGAGGUCGAGCGGUCACUGAAAAGUUAUUUGCGGCAAUGCAGUGGCUUAUCGUGCACUCUUUGAAAGCAGUUUCAUCAGUUAUGGCGAACGACAGACAUUGCUUUGAGUGCUACGGUUACGAUAUAAUCAUAGAUGACCAACUAAAACCGUGGCUUGUUGAAGUUAAUGCGUCCCCGUCUUUGACUUCCACCACUGUUAAUGACAGAAUUAUGAAGUACAAGCUAAUAGAUAAUAUUAUUUCUGUCGUGCUACCGCCAGAUGGCAUUCCUGAUGUUCGUUGGAAUAAAGUGCCAAGUCCGGAAGCCUUGGGUAACUUUGAUUUGCUCAUUGAUGAAGAAUUAUUGGAGAAAGAAGAGUCGGGUAGCGCUGGUCGAGCCUAUAAAGGUAAUAAGAAUAGAAGUUAA
Leptosia nina is the source of this 1305-nucleotide messenger RNA. Lineage: Eukaryota; Metazoa; Arthropoda; Insecta; Lepidoptera; Pieridae. The record is from the annotation of a GenBank genome assembly.